AUGAGAAUAAUACUGUUCAUUGCUUAUCUGCUUUGUCCUGUAGCAGUGAAAUCACAGGAAACACAAGGGGGGAGCAUUGACCCUGUGGUCUCGCUGACAAAUGGCAAAAUCAGAGGAGAAAUUGUGUCUGUGAAAGGGACAGAGAUCAAAGUGAAGCAAUUCCUGGGAAUCCCUUUUGCCCGCCCUCCAGUGAGGCACCUCCGACUGGCUGCUCCCAGAGAUGCAGAGGCUUGGGAGGGGGAAAGAGACGGCACACGGCAGCCUCCUAUGUGUAUUCAGGACUCUGAUGUAGUUGUGAAUGUUUCUGAAGUGAUGUCAGUAGAAUAUACUCCACCAGAAGUUUCAGAGGACUGUCUGUAUCUGAAUGUAUACACACAAGCUGAGGCAAAAAGGGGUGACAAACUGCCAGUCAUGGUGUGGCUCCAUGGAGGAGGUCUGGUAAUGGGCGCUGCCUCUCAGUACGAUGGUGCUCCAUUGACUGCUUAUGAAAAUAUAGUGGUGGUAAUUGUUCAGUAUCGCCUUGGUAUUCUGGGAUUCCUGGGCACUGGAGAUGAACACCUUCGAGGGAACUGGGGUUUCUUGGAUCAGCUGGCAGCUCUGAGGUGGGUACAGGAAAAUAUUGAAGCCUUCGGUGGUGAUCCUCAAGCUGUCACCAUCGCUGGACAAUCUGCUGGAGGCAUCAGUGCGUCUAUACUGACCCUGUCUCCGCAAGCUCAAGGAUUGUUUCAAAGGGCCAUUUUUCAAAGUGGAGUUGCAACAGUUGGACCCUACACGAGCAACCAUUCAUCGACUCUUGUGAAGAUUGUAGCCAACCUGACGGGAUGUGAUGACAGUACGUCACAGGAACUGCUUCAGUGCUUGAGAGGAAAGAGCAAAGAAGAGUUAGUUGAUGCGACUAAAAAGAUGAAAAUUUACCUGGGAGGCGUGGUCGACGGUGUCUUUCUGACUGAUACUGCAGAGGAGCUUCUAAAGAGGAAAGAAGUCAUGCCAGUUCCGGUUUUGAUGGGAAUAACCAACCAUGAAUUUGGAUGGAUUCUGCCUCAGAGUUUUGCUCUUCCUGGCUGGGAGAACGGUAUGACAAGAGACUCUGUGCUGGCAAUGGUGAAAAUGUUCAAUCCUGAAGCGGCAUCUUUAGCCAACAGUCUCAUUGUGGACGAAUACCUGAAAACUGCCAACACCCCAGUUGCCAUUAGAGACACAUUCACUGAACUCAUGGGAGACCUCCUGAUGACGCUACCUGUUGUCAAAGUGGCAGACUACCACACAGAUGCGGGCAAUCCAGUUUACAUGUAUGAGUUCGGAUAUUGUGCUGAGACAUACAAAGACCUCAGGCCCCGUUUCGUGAAGGCAGAUCAUGGAGAUGAUGUCAGCUUUGUGUUUGGCGGAUGUUUCUGGAGUGGUAAUGUAAAUAUUAUGGGAAACAUUACCAAAGGGGAUGAACAACAUUGUUUAACUAUAAUGAAAUACUGGGCCAAUUUUGUCCGUACUGGGUCACCCAAUGGCCCAGGGCUGGUCGCUUGGCCUCAGUAUGACAGGCAGAAGCAGGAGUACAUGGAGCUCGAUAUGAAACAAACUGUAAGACAGAAACUGAAGAGGGACAGAGUCCAUUUUGCAACCGUCACUCUCCCUCAGAAAGUAAAAAUGUUAGCUGCAGCAGCCAUAUCUGGAAAGUGACCUCAGAAAAUGUCCUUGUAUCCAUUACCACUUCUUCAAGGAUAGAGAUUGCAUACCUCCGUGCUAGAACUAAAUGGUGUGACCCCUUGUGACAUCAAAGUAUUGAUUUAUUGAUGUCACACCCCCAGCAGUGUACU
Phycodurus eques (leafy seadragon) is the source of this 1811-nucleotide messenger RNA. RefSeq names its product carboxylesterase 3 (gene ces3). Bases 1 to 1674 code for a protein of 557 amino acids. NCBI's taxonomy places the organism in Eukaryota, Metazoa, Chordata, Actinopteri, Syngnathiformes, Syngnathidae. The record is from RefSeq and is a predicted model, not a curated record. The transcript has 13 exons.